Messenger RNA from Lotus japonicus, 1588 nucleotides. Its product is annotated as DUF21 domain-containing protein At2g14520-like. Gene Ontology annotation, biological process: magnesium ion homeostasis. Gene Ontology annotation, cellular component: intracellular membrane-bounded organelle. The transcript has 11 exons. NCBI's taxonomy places the organism in Eukaryota, Viridiplantae, Streptophyta, Magnoliopsida, Fabales, Fabaceae. The record is from RefSeq and is a predicted model, not a curated record. Bases 63 to 1331 code for a protein of 422 amino acids.
UUUGGCUUCAACAAUAACAAGAACAAAAAUAACACGGUUGUUCCUCAUACUAAGCGGUUUCAAUGGGGGAGCAUUAUGAGUGCUGUGAAACCAAGUUCUUCAUACGCAUUCUGACAGUAGCACUGCUUGUUAUAUUCGCUGGAUUGAUGUCAGGCCUUACCUUAGGCCUCAUGUCAUUGAGUCUUGUUGAUCUUGAAGUCCUUGCUAAGUCUGGUACCCCACUUGAUCGCAAGCAUGCUGCGAAGAUAUUGCCUGUUGUCAGAAAUCAGCACCUAUUGCUUUGCACCCUUCUAAUUUGUAAUGCUGCAGCCAUGGAGGCACUUCCAAUAUUUCUUGAUAGUCUUAUUGAUGCAUUUGGUGCGGUCCUCAUUUCAGUGACAUUGAUUCUUUUGUUUGGUGAGAUUAUACCCCAAUCAAUUUGUUCAAGAUAUGGUUUAGCAAUUGGUGCAGCAGUGGCUCCAUUUGUCCGUGUUCUGAUGUGGAUAUGUUUUCCUGUUGCCUAUCCUAUCAGCAAGCUGUUGGACAUCGUGCUAGGGCAUCGUCGUCAAGCUCUUUUCCGCAGAGCUGAGUUGAAAACACUUGUAAAUUUGCAUGGUAACAAGGCUGGGAAAGGUGGGGAACUGUCACACCAUGAAACAACAAUCAUUUCUGGGGCACUUGAACUCUCUGAGAAGACAGCCAGUGAUGCCAUGACCCCUUUAGCUGAAACAUUUUCUAUUGAUAUUAAUUCAAUUUUUGAUAGGAAUCUGAUGAAUCUAAUAUUGGAGGAAGGGCACAGCAGAGUCCCUGUCUAUUAUGAGGAUUCUACAAAUAUUAUUGGACUUAUCCUGGUCAAGAAUUUAUUGACAAUUGACCCAGAAGAUGAAACACCAGUGAAAAAUGUGACCAUACGCAAAAUACCAAGGGUACCAGAAAUGAUGCCACUGUAUGAUAUUUUGAAUGAGUUCCAAAAGGGCCAUAGCCACAUGGCCAUUGUUGUUAGACAUUGUGACAAGACAGGGCAGCAAUCUUCCAAUGACAUUGUAAGAGAUGUGAGGGUGGAUAUUGAUAGGGAGAAGCCUUCCCAAGAGAGAAUGUUGAGAAUUAGGAGACAACUCCAUGCGAGGAAAAGCUAUAGAUAUGCAAGUAAUUCGUAUAGGAGUGGUUCUAUGAGCAAAAAAUGGUCAGAGAAUAUGUACUCAGACAUUGUGGAAUUAGAUGAAAAUUCACUUCCAAAGCUUCCCCCAAAAGAAGAAGAAGCUGUUGGAAUAAUUACAAUGGAAGAUGUCAUUGAACAGCUUUUGCAGGAGGAGAUCUUUGAUGAGACAGAUCAUCAUUUUGAAGACUCUUAACUUGACAGUGUUCUUUCAAUAAAACCAAUUGCCUUUUACAUUCUUCUCUUGGUGUUUAGAUUCAUACUUUGGGGCAUCUGGAUUCUGGAAUGUGACUAGCCAUUACACAUACAACUAAUUAAAAUUUAGAAGAUUUAGAUAACAUCAAAAGAAAAAGUUCAUGUAAGGAUGUAUUAUUAUUGUAAUAUAUUUUGAGCUUUUAAUUGAUUGUGUCUAUAGACACUUGUGCUUAUUGUAUGCUCACAACAAAUUUUCUU